This is a messenger RNA of Drepanopeziza brunnea f. sp. 'multigermtubi' MB_m1, 1329 nucleotides long. RefSeq lists its product as uncharacterized. NCBI's taxonomy places the organism in Eukaryota, Fungi, Ascomycota, Leotiomycetes, Helotiales, Drepanopezizaceae. The record is from RefSeq and is a predicted model, not a curated record. Gene Ontology annotation, biological process: proteolysis. Gene Ontology annotation, molecular function: aspartic-type endopeptidase activity.
AUGCUUUCCGUAGUAGCACUUCAGACGCUCCUCCUCCUCGGCCUGGUCACACUCGCCCUCGCCGCCCCGUCGCCCAUACAGAAGCGCAGCUUCAAGGUCGUUCGUGUACCCAAUCCCGUAUUUAAUGGUCGCAGUCCCGGUGCAGGUACCAGGGCGCUCAUCAAGGCGCACAGAAAGUAUGGCGUGGCACUUCCUCAGGGCCUGGUCGAUGCCAUGAACGCCGCCAGCGCUGCGAACGCCCCCGCAACUGCAGAUACCCUCACGAACUCGGCUAUCGCCCUUGAUGCCACCAAGAACAAUGCUGCCGCCGCCGCACCAGCAGCCACCAACGCCACCGGCGCAGGAAACGGCCUCGUCACCGCGACCCCCGAGGCGGGUGAUGUGGAGUACCUCUCUCCCAUCAUGGUCGGUGGCCAGACCAUGAACAUGGAUUUCGACACGGGAUCUUCUGAUCUCUGGAUGUUCAACACGCAACUCAAUCCUCAGUCCCAGACUGGUCACACCAACUUCGACCCCAGCAAGUCCGCCACCUUCCAGCCGAUGGCCGGCGCGUCGUGGCUGAUCUCCUACGGUGACGGAUCCGGAGCCGCUGGCAAUGUCGGAACGGACACGGUCAACAUUGGAGGUGCAACCGUCACCAACCAAGCCGUCGAGCUCGCGACCGCCGUCUCUUCCUCGUUCGUCAGGGACAUGAACUCCAACGGACUCGUCGGCCUCGCCUACUCCAAGCUGAACACCGUGCAGCCCGCGCCGCAAAAGACCUUCUUCGACAACGCCAUGCCCUCCCUCGCCAUGCCCGUCUUCACCGCCGAUCUCCGCAAGGCCUCCGUCGGAUCCUACGAGUUCGGCAACAUUGACGAAACCAAGUACAACGGCACCCUCAGCUGGGCCGCCGUCAACACCACCAACGGCUUCUGGCAAUUCUCCUCCAGCAAGUUCGCCGUCGGCACCGGUGCCCCCAUGGACAUGCCCGGCGGACAGGCCAUCGCCGACACCGGAACCACCCUCAUGCUCGCCAGCGCGCCCAUCGUCAACGCCUACUACAGCCAGGUCCCAGGCGCCGCCAACAACCAGACCGUGGGAGGCGUCACGUUCCCCUGCAACACGCAACUGCCCGAUCUGAUGGUCGACGUCGGAGGAAACUACAUGGCCAAGGUCAAGGGAAGCGACAUCAACUUUGCCCCUGUUGACGCUGCCGGAACAACUUGCUUCGGUGGUCUCCAGGGCAUCAACAGCGACCUCCAGAUCUACGGAGACAUCAUGUUCAAGUCUCAAUUCGUCGCCUUCAACGGAGGCAACAACUCCCUCGGCAUGGCCCCUCACCAGUAG